AAUCCUCACCUCCACACCGCACACUCAUCUCUCAAACCCUCAUUUUCCUCUGCUUUCAGCUGUUCUUCAACCCCCGAUUCUCUCUCAUCCACACUAAUUUCCUAUUUCUUUCACACAAUCCGUGUGUUUUGCUCUCUGCAACCAUGCUUCUCAAAGGUUCUCCAGCCUCCUCUCACUUGAUCACUCGCGGGGAGAACUUGGGUCCUCUGUUUUCCUCUGCUCCAUCUUCAUCUUCGUCCAAGCUUUCGUAUUCGUUCUCUCCUCUGAACUCGUUCACAUCUCUGAAUUUGAUUCUGCGGUUCCCUCCGACGAGAAAUGAAGGUGGGGUUGUGGUCUGUGCGUCCAAGAAUGCGAAUAAUCGGCCCCUUACCGGUGUGGUUUUCGAGCCAUUUGAAGAGGUGAAGAAGGAGCUAGAACUCGUACCUACUCUUCCACAAGUCUCUCUUGCUCGCCAGAAGUUUACCGAUGAAAGUGAGGCAGCCAUUAACGAACAGAUCAAUGUGGAAUACAACGUCUCCUACGUUUACCAUGCCAUGUUUGCCUAUUUCGACAGGGACAAUGUAGCGCUCAAGGGUCUUGCCAAGUUUUUCAAGGAAUCGAGUGAGGAAGAGAGGGACCAUGCUGAGAAGUUUAUGGAAUACCAGAAUAAACGCGGUGGAAGAGUGAAAUUGCAGUCUAUUUUGAUGCCUGUUUCUGAGUUUGAUCAUGCAGAGAAGGGAGAUGCUUUAUAUGCAAUGGAGCUUGCAUUGUCUCUGGAGAAACUGACAAAUGAAAAGCUGCUCAACUUACACCAUGUUGCUGAGAAGAACAAAGAUGUGCAGUUAACAGAUUUCGUUGAAAGCGAGUUUUUGACUGAGCAGGUGGAAGCCAUCAAGAAAAUAUCUGAAUAUGUUGCUCAACUAAGGAGAGUCGGCAAAGGACAUGGGGUUUGGCACUUCGAUCAGGCACUGCUUCAUGGGGAUGGAGCCGUUGAUGCAAUUGCUGCGUGAUGAUGAAUCUAUUGCCUUUCUUUAUUGGUUACCAGUUUGAAGGUGCUUGCGUGGUCUGUUGUGCUGAUGGUUCUUGUUUAGAGAUUUUUGAUUGUGUGGUUAGAACCUUGGUUCUUGUUUAGUCGAGCUAGUUAAAAAUGCAGCAUAUGAACUUUAUCCUUCUAUUAAAGCAAAACCUUAGCGAAAUAUAUGAGCCUGUUUGUUUCUA
Molecule: messenger RNA, 1197 nt
Organism: Prunus mume (Japanese apricot)
Lineage: Eukaryota; Viridiplantae; Streptophyta; Magnoliopsida; Rosales; Rosaceae
Product: ferritin-3, chloroplastic
Biological process (GO): intracellular iron ion homeostasis; iron ion transport
Cellular component (GO): cytoplasm
Molecular function (GO): ferric iron binding; ferrous iron binding
Source: RefSeq, a predicted model, not a curated record